UCACCUGAACACAAAUUCUGUAAAGCAGAUCUAAACCUAACAAUUUAAAAUGUUACUAAACCCAAGACCCUGUAUUCACUAUAUCUGGUCUCCCACAGACCCUGCAUGCACUAUAUCUGGUCUCCCACAGUACACAUAACACGGAAGUGCAAUUCCUUUAGUAAAUAUAACAAGGCUAAAUACCUUUUCUCAUCAGCCGUAUAUAGCAGUCUUGUGACUUCUAUCAGUCUCCAGUCAAGCACUGGUUAAAGCUUAUAGGAGUUUUCAUUUUGCUCUAG
Messenger RNA from Staurois parvus, 278 nucleotides. NCBI's taxonomy places the organism in Eukaryota, Metazoa, Chordata, Amphibia, Anura, Ranidae. The record is from the annotation of a GenBank genome assembly.